Molecule: messenger RNA, 417 nt
Organism: Meloidogyne enterolobii
Lineage: Eukaryota; Metazoa; Nematoda; Chromadorea; Rhabditida; Meloidogynidae
Source: the annotation of a GenBank genome assembly
AUGGAAAAUAUUCCACUUAUUUUAUUAAUUUUAAUACCUAUUGUUUACUCCAAUGAUGGAUUAUUGAAUUACAAUGAAAAUUGGAAUAACGAAUCCAUUAGAAGCACUAAUCCAUACAUGAAAUUUAAAAGAGAGAGACACGAUUUGCUUGAUUUUUAUACUGGAUUUCCAAGUGAUAUUGAAUUAGAAGAUGAUAAUGAGUCAGAAGCUAUAGAUUAUGCUCAUUUGAACAAUGCUUAUAGAAUAUCUAUGGAAGUUAAACUUAAAUUUGAUUUUCCUUUUUAUGGACAUAAACUUCAAAAGUUAACAAUUGGUGUAGGUGGAUUUAUUUAUGUUGGUGAUCAAACACAUUCUUGGCUAGCAGCUACACAGUUUUUUUACAAAACUUUAAUUUCGUUCUUAAAUAAAUCGCUUUAA